This is a messenger RNA of Symbiodinium necroappetens, 438 nucleotides long. NCBI's taxonomy places the organism in Eukaryota, Dinophyceae, Suessiales, Symbiodiniaceae. The record is from the annotation of a GenBank genome assembly.
AUGCCGAAACCGCAGAACCCAUGCUAUGCAAAGGCUGUUCCAGAAACUUGGCAGGCAGUGCUGCACACAGAUCCCCGGCAGUUGCUGGAGACUUUGGAAGCACGAGGGGGCCACGAUGAAGUUUCAGCUCGAGCAUUGGAGGUAAGUCGCAAGUUGUUCGACUUUGCGGGCAUGGCAGAUUCGAUUGGGAAUGCUGCGAAAUGGUGCCAGGACACGGUGAACCAGGUGCAGAGCAAGGUUGUGGGAGUGCAGGAAGCGGCAACCCUGAUCCAGGGUGCGAAUGGGUAUGUGCAAGAAAGCACGCAGCUUACUGGACAAGCCUGGGACAGCAUGAAAGGACUGAGUGGCAAGAUGGGCACGAUCUACAAAGGCGCGUCGUUUCGGAUUUCGAGUGUACGUACCACGUGCAUCGAGAAUGAUUCGAAAUCGUUCGAGUAA